CAAACCUGCUGUUUUUUUAUCAUCUUCCUGCUAAACAAAACUCUCAUAUUUAUACUCUUCAUUAUUCAACAUUACCAAACAUCAAAGAAAAAAGUAUACUGUGAAAACAUUAAUUGAUUUAGAAGAUGAAGUUUGGGAAAGAGUUCAAGGCACAAAUGGUGCCCGAAUGGCAAGAAGCUUACAUGGACUAUGAUUUUCUCAAAACCCUUUUGAAGGAAAUCCAAAGAUUCAAGCUCAGAACCAAACCACCGCCACCACCACCACACUCCACCACCAAUCAUGGUGGCCUCAAUAGGAGGAUGACACUGUACAGAGCUUUCAGUGGCUUGAUACAGAAAAAUAACAGCCCGUCUUCUCCCGGUGACGUUGAAAGCCAGCCCAUUUUUGUGAAUUCAGUGAACCGUGACGGGUCUCAAAGCUAUGAGACUACUUUUCUUAUGUCUUCCGAUGAAGGGGGAGAGUAUGAGACGGUUUACUUUAGGAGGCUGGAUGAAGAGUUCAAUAAGGUGGAGAAGUUUUACAAAGAAAAAGUUGGUGUGGUUAUGGAAGAAGCUGCGAUGUUGAACAAGCAAAUGGAUGCUUUGAUUGCUUUCAGAAUCAAAGUUGAGAAUCCUACAGGAUGGCACGAUCGGUCUGCUGAUAUGACUCGUCUCGCUUCUGAUGUUGCUGUUUCUGCUGCUGCAUUGUCUGCUUCCACUCCUUCUGGAGCCAGAGCCAGCAGAAAAUAUCCGGUUAUGGAUGUGAUCGAAGAAGCGUCAAGCCAGCACGAGAGAUCGGAUGAGUCUACCCAUCAUAAUAGAGAAGAGGAUGACGAGGAGGAGGAUGAGAGUAUCCGAAAGGCGGAAGCAAGGAAGCGGAAUAAAGUUAAAGGAAUUAAACCGGCUCCGCUGGAAGUAUUAAAUCAUGUGACAAUUAAUAACACUCGUGAGACUCCUAGAUCCACCAUUAAAGGUGUCCUCAAAGUUCCUCAGCAUGCAGAGCUCAAAUUCACAAGGGAUAAUCUUAGGAAAGUUGAGGAGCAACUCAAGCGUGCUUUCGCUGAAUUUUACCAGAAGCUUCGCCUUCUUAAGAGUUUCAGUUUCUUGAACACAUUAGCCUUUUCCAAAAUCAUGAAGAAGUAUGACAAGAUUACUUCAAGAGAUGCAUCAAAAGCUUACAUGAAAAUGGUAGAUUCGUCCUGUUUCGGAAAUUCUGAUGAGGUAAUCAAAGUUAUGGAAAGGGUAGAGGCAACAUUCAUUAAGCAUUUCUCAAACUCGAAUCGGAGUAAGGGGAUGAGCGUCUUAAGACCGAAAGCUAAAAGAGAAAGACACAGAACAACCUUCUCCAUGGGUUUCUUUUGUGGAUGCACAAUAGCUCUAAUAGUAGCCCUUGUUUUAACAAUUCGUGCUCAUCAUAUCAUGGAUAAACCAGGGAGAGAAACUUAUAUGAGAACCAUGUUUCCACUUUACAGCUUGUUUGGGUUCAUUGUGCUGCACAUGCUAAUGUAUGCUGCUGAUAUAUACUUCUGGAGGCGAUAUCGAGUUAAUUACUCCUUCAUAUUUGGUUUCAAACAAGGAACAGAACUAGGGUCUCGACAAAUUCUUUUUCUGGGUUUCGGUAUAGCCACAUUAGCACUCAUCUCUGUGCUAUUAAACCUUGACAUGGAGAUAGAUCCUAUAACUGCAGACUAUCAUAAAUUUACUGAACUUCUUCCAAUGCUUCUGGUUAUAUUUCUAAUUGUCUUGGUGUGCUUGCCGCUCAAUGUCUUGUAUCGGCCAGCUCGAUUCUUCUUCCUCACUUGUGUCUUUCACUGCAUUGCUGCUCCUCUCUACAAGGUACAUAGACAUCAACAACAACAUGUUACACUACCAGAUUUCUUCUUGGCAGAUCAACUAACUAGUCAGGUUCAAGCUAUAAGAAGUCUGCAGUUCUAUGUCUGCUACUAUGGUUGGGGAGACUAUACGCACAGAGAAACCACUUGUAAAUCAAGUGAUGUGUUCAAUACCUUCUACUUCAUUGUUGCUGCCAUUCCAUAUUGGGCCCGUCUUCUUCAGUGUCUUCGGCGCCUGUUCGAAGAGAAAGACAUAAUGCAAGGAGUGAAUGGAGGAAAAUAUUUUAUAACAAUAGUAGCAGUUUGCUUAAGGACAGCAUACAGUCUGAAUAAAGGGUAUGCCUGGGGAGUAACAGCAUUGAUUUUCUCAGUGCUGGCAGCCAUUGUGGGUACAUAUUGGGAUCUCGUUUACGACUGGGGACUUCUGCAGCGCAAUUCCAAGAACCGUUGGCUCAGAGACAAACUUCUCGUUCCUCAGAAAAGUGUAUACUACGUAGCCAUGGUGCUAAAUGUUGUUCUGCGAUUCGCUUGGCUGCAAACUGUUUUAAAUUUCAAGAUGUUUUCAUUACAUAGGGAGACAUUGAUUACCAUUGUUGCUAGUCUUGAGAUUAUUCGUCGCGGUAUCUGGAAUUUCUUCAGGUUGGAGAAUGAGCAUUUGAACAAUGUAGGAAAAUAUCGAGCUUUCAAAUCAGUGCCGUUACCUUUCAACUAUGACGAGGAUGAUGACAAGGAUGAAUAGAUUUUGCAUCAAGAAUUGGAUCAAACACAGAAAUUAAUGAAAUAUUAUAGGAAGAAAUUAAGUGUGAGUUUAAGUCCAAUUAUGUUCAAAAUGAAGAAUUAGUCAGUUGGAUGGUUGAUCUUUACAUAAAUUCAUUUUAUUCUAUUUAUUUUAGUGAUUGAUGUGAGAUAUGUAAUAUAGAUUUUUAAGGCUUGAGGACUUUUCAUUUUGACAUGUGAUCAAGAGAAAAAUAUAGUCUUGUAACUAAAUUAAUUGUAUCCCAGUUUUGUAAGAGAAUUGUAUUCUUUC
Molecule: messenger RNA, 2837 nt
Organism: Mercurialis annua (annual mercury)
Lineage: Eukaryota; Viridiplantae; Streptophyta; Magnoliopsida; Malpighiales; Euphorbiaceae
Product: phosphate transporter PHO1 homolog 3-like
Exons: 11
Coding region: 126-2549 (807 amino acids)
Biological process (GO): cellular response to phosphate starvation; phosphate ion transport
Cellular component (GO): plasma membrane; trans-Golgi network; cytoplasm
Molecular function (GO): inositol hexakisphosphate binding
Source: RefSeq, a predicted model, not a curated record